Gekko japonicus is the source of this 3926-nucleotide messenger RNA. RefSeq names its product CAP-Gly domain containing linker protein 2 (gene CLIP2). The coding region runs from base 100 to 3234 and encodes 1044 amino acids. The record is from RefSeq and is a predicted model, not a curated record. NCBI's taxonomy places the organism in Eukaryota, Metazoa, Chordata, Lepidosauria, Squamata, Gekkonidae. Gene Ontology annotation, biological process: cytoplasmic microtubule organization. Gene Ontology annotation, cellular component: cytoplasm; nucleus; microtubule plus-end. The transcript is spliced from 16 exons. Gene Ontology annotation, molecular function: microtubule plus-end binding.
AGAUGGAAGAAGAGGUCCAGCACCUAUAUGCCUGAUGCUGUGACGCCAAGUAUCCUGUAAGAGGGCAUCCUGAAGCUUCAACCACUGAUCAAGGCAACCAUGUUGAAGCCAAGUGGACUUAAAAUCCCUGGGCGGGCUGGGAAGCACUCCAGCCCCGUGGGACGACCCAGCGGGACAGCGACCACUGCAGCCACCACAGCCACCACUGCCACGAAAGAAGGUUCGCCACUACACAAACAGGGUUCUACCUCUUCAGUUGCUGCUGAGAAGCCCCCGGGGUCAAAGGUCACCGAGGUGGGCGAUGACUUCCUGGGAGACUUCGUGGUGGGCGAACGUGUCUGGGUGAACGGAGUGAAGCCAGGCGUGAUCCAGUAUUUGGGAGAGACCCAGUUUGCCCCUGGACAAUGGGCAGGGGUAGUUCUGGAUGACCCGGUUGGGAAGAAUGACGGUUCUGUGGGGGGGGUGCGCUACUUUGAGUGCCAGCCACUGCAGGGGAUUUUCACGCGGCCUUCCAAGCUGACCCGCCAGCCCACGACGGAGGGCUCAGGGAGCGACGCUCACUCAGUUGAGUCCCUGACUGCUCAGAACUUGUCUCUCCACUCGGGGACCUCCACGCCGCCUCUCUCCACCCGCGUCAUCCCGUUGAGGGAGAGUGUCCUCAACAGCACCAUGAAGACAGGGAACGAAUCCGGAUCAAACCUGUCGGACAGCGGGUCGGUGAAAAAAGGGGACAAAGACUUCCGGCUUGGAGACCGUGUCCUGGUUGGUGGAACAAAAACAGGUGUUGUGCGCUAUGUGGGGGAAACGGAUUUUGCCAAAGGAGAGUGGUGUGGAGUGGAGCUGGAUGAACCGUUGGGGAAGAAUGACGGCGCUGUGGCUGGAACAAGGUAUUUUCAGUGCCCGCCCAAGUUCGGCCUCUUUGCUCCUAUACACAAAGUGAUUCGGAUUGGCUUCCCAUCCACCAGCCCUGCCAAAGCCAAGAAGAGCAAGAGGCUGGCAAUGGGGGUCUCAGCCUUGACCCAUAGCCCCAGCAGUUCCUCCAUCAGCUCCGUCAGUUCCGUGGCCUCCUCUGUCGGGGGACGGCCCAGCCGAAGCGGCUUACUGACAGAGACCUCUUCUCGCUACGCCCGGAAGAUCUCCGGCACGACAGCACUGCAAGAGGCUCUGAAGGAGAAACAGCAGCACAUCGAGCAGCUGCUGGCAGAGCGGGACCUGGAGCGUGCCGAGGUGGCCAAGGCGACCAGCCGCAUCUGCGAGGUGGAGAAGGAGAUGGCCAUCCUGAAAGCCCAGCACGAGCAGUACACUGCCGAAGCAGAGGGGAACCUGCAGCGAGCACGGACCCUGCUGGAUGGCGCACAGAAGGAGAAAGUUGAGUUGCUGAACCAGUUGGAGGAGGAGAAAAGGAAGGUGGAAGACCUACAGUUUCGUGUGGAGGAAGAGUCUAUUACAAAGGGAGACUUGGAGACUCAGACCCAGCUGGAGCAUGCCCGAAUACGGGAGCUCGAGCAGAGCCUCCUGUUUGAGAAGACACAGGCUGCAAAGCUUCUCAAAGAGUUCGAGGACACCAGGCUGACCACGGUAGCAGAGCAAUCCAGAAUCCUCCAACUAGAGGAAGAGCUGAACUUAAGGAAGAGUGAAGUGGAAGAACUGAGGCAGUGCCUCCAAAACUCCCAUCAACCGGAUUCUCCAGACCACAGUCUUGGCCUGCAGACGGAAGCCCUUCGCUUGCGAGACCAGCUUCUUUCGGCUAACAAAGAGCACCAGAAAGAGAGUGUCCAGCUGAAGGAGAAGUACGAGAAGACGUUGAAGAAACAUCAGCAGGAGACUGAGAAGCUGAAAGCGCUCAAUGAGAAAUACUCUCAGGAAAUCGUGGACCUCAAGCAGAAAGUUCAGCAAGCCACCAAUGAGAAUAUGGGGCUGAUGGACAACUGGAAGUCCAAAUUGGACACUUUAGCGUCCGACCACCAGAAGUCCUUGGAGGGUCUCAAGGCUACCUUGAACACAGGUCCUGACUCCCAGCAGAAGGAGAUUGUGGAGCUGAAGGCCAUCGUGGAGAGCGUCAAGAUGGAGCACCAGUUGGAACUCGAGAACCUCAAAGCCAAGCAUGACAUCGAGACCGCGGUCCACGUUAAAGAGAAGGAGAGCCUGAAGCUGAAGCUGCAAGAGGCCAAGGACAAGCUGGAAGAAAGCAGCAACAACUGGAAGAUGCAGCUGGAAACCAAAGCCAACCAGCAUAUCCUCGAGCUUCAGGACCUGAAGGAGAAGUGUCGGGAGGCAGAUUUCCGAGUGCACGAACUGGAGAAGUUGCACGGGGAGUACAAAGAUCAAGCACAAGCCAUCGGUUUCUUGAAAGAACAGAUUUCUCUGGCGGAGAAAAAAAUGCUGGACUAUGAGACGUUGCAGAAAACCGAAGCCCAGAGUAAGCAAGAGAUCCAGCGGCUGCAGGAGAAAGUCCUCGUGUUGGAGAACAAGUUGCAGUCCACCGAGACGCUCCAUCCUUCUCAACACGCAAACAUGAUCGAAACGAAUGACAUUUCGGAAGAAAAGAUAAAGAUGAAGCAGACGAUGGAAGAUCUCCAGGACAGGUUGAGCAAAAAGGACAAAGAGGUUUCAUCACUCGUCUCCCAGACGGACACUUUAAGGACCCAAGUAAGUGCACUGGAAAAUAGGUGUAAAAGUUCUGAGAAGAAGGCAGAGAGUCUCUUGAAGGAGAAGAAGAGGCUGGAAUCCGAACUGGAAACAGUGUCUAAGAAAACCCAUGACGCUUCUGGACAGCUGGUCCUGAUCAGCCAGGAGCUACUCAAAAAGGAAAGAAGCCUCAAUGAACUGCGUGCUUUGCUCUUGGAAGCCAACAGACAUUCACCGGGGCCCGAGCGGGACUUGAGCCGUGAAGUACAUAAAGCCGAAUGGAGGCUGAAGGAGCAGAAGCUCAAAGAUGACAUCAAAGGCCUGAGGGAGAAGCUGAUUAUUCUGGAUAAAGAGAAAUCGGUAACAGAUCAGAGGCGGUACUCUCUGAUAGACCCCUCAUCCGAGUCAGAGGUUCUCCGGUUGCAACAUCGGCUGGUCAGCACUGAGGACGUCCUGCGAAACGCCUUGGAGCAGGGCCAGCAGAUGGAGAAGCUGAUGGAGGCGAUGAGGACCUCUCCUGAAAAAACACAGACGAUUGGAAAUUCUGGCUCCGCGAAUGGGAUCCAUCAACAGGAUAAAUCUCACAAGCAGGAGGAGAAGCACUGAUGAAAGAGAAGAGGUGGAGAGGACUGUGCCACGCUAGGAUCUGCUCCUGGAAACGGGCCGGACAAGAGAUGCCCUUCCCAUUCCCAGCUUUAGCGCCACCCGAAGGCCAUUUGCCAGUGUUUCCACUCUAAGAGCACAACUGCGUUUCGAGCAAACAUUCGUGGAUGUCAACAGGGCCGUCUCUCCCCCCCCCCCCCCGCGGUUCAGAUUUUGAAAGGUGGGUCUCAUUGCAGAAGAAGCGCUACAGCAGUUGUGUCUCCAUUUCAAUUUCUCCUCCAGUAUUGCCUUGAGCUUUCAGCAGCAUUCAGCGACAAUGGUGGUAGUGUUGGGUCAACGUCGCCUGUUCACACGGACGCCUCGCAACAUCAGCCAGUGGGGAGGCGCCUGAUCCCGGUGGCCUGUUGGAAAUAUCGGUGGCUUCUCAGCUGAUCCCUGAGACGCUUGAGUAUCUAAGGACUGGCAUGUGGCGUUUAACUCCUCCCUCAGCAUCCGCCUUCUGGAAGCUCUCCCUUUCCUCUCUAUGCUUGUUGGUGCCACAGAGACCUUUGGUGCGGAACGGAUGACUGCAUAAGCCCCCGCUGCAUUCCUAGAUGCCCUGUGGACAUUUUCCAGAGGAAAAAAGAGUCUCAAGACUUCUGAAUGUGUGGAUUCUUUUUAGUUCUAAUCAUAUAAUGUGUGACUACAGAUUUUCA